Molecule: messenger RNA, 2476 nt
Organism: Fundulus heteroclitus (mummichog)
Lineage: Eukaryota; Metazoa; Chordata; Actinopteri; Cyprinodontiformes; Fundulidae
Gene: tnfsf11
Product: TNF superfamily member 11
Exons: 4
Coding region: 285-1094 (269 amino acids)
Biological process (GO): immune response
Cellular component (GO): membrane
Molecular function (GO): tumor necrosis factor receptor binding
Source: RefSeq, a predicted model, not a curated record
GGCGCGCAGAAGGCGGGGGCCGCAUAACAACCCUGCACGGAGCCUCGGGGGCCAUAAAGAGCCCGCUUCACCUGCAGCGCACUCAGGUCGACCCGGUUCGUGGUCUGUUUCGCUUCCAUCGCUCUUGACAGCCAGAGGAUCCCUGUGAUUGGCUGAGCCCUCUCUCAGCACAACCCACCGCCGACUUCAGGGACUCUCGCUGACUCGGCUUCCUUCCUUGCUUUGAGUCUGGGACCUGUCCCCGGGGCGGAUCGGAGCAGAGCAGAGCACACGGAGCGCGCACCAUGGCAGCUACCACGCACAGCAGCGAGUACAGAGCCUACCUGCGGAACACCAUGGACAUCGAGGCGGGGCAGCAGCGCUUCCCGCCGGUUCCGAGCUCGGAGCCCACGUACCGAUCGCUGCUCAUCGGGACCCUGGCUGUUAUGGGAUUGCUUCAGGUGGCCUCCAGCGUCGCGAUCUUAUUGCACCUGACCGGCUACCUGCAAGAGGUAGAUCUGUCCCCGACUCCUCAUCAUCCCAUGGAGGAUAUGCAGACCGAACCAGUGCUGAAUGCCCUGAAAGACCCGAGAAAAAAAAGCCGGUGCAAACCUCCCAAAGAUGUCAUAACCCCAUCAGCUCAUCUACCAAUCAGAACGGCUCAGGAUUUCCCUAAGAAUGAUUACAGCGUGGUUAACAUCAAGUGGGAUGAGCAGCAUGGGAACCUCAACAAAAUGGGCUAUCAGGACGGAAACCUGCUGGUGUUGGAGUCAGGCAUCUACUACGUUUAUGCCAAAACCUGCUUCCGCUACUACAACAUUGGUGCAGAGGAGGUCCGUGAGGCCAGGACACGCGCUCAAGAUGUUAGCACUGCCCAGCUCAUCCAGUACGUCUACCACAAGAGCAUCAAACAGAACAGCAGGAAGGUGUUGCUGAUGAAGACAGGCAGCACCAAGCAGUGGAACAACAUGAGUUAUAACAUGUACUGCGCCCAGCAGAGCCGAGUAGUUCACCUGGUUGAGGGAGACGCCUUGUUUGUCGAAGUAUCUAAUGCCUGGAUGCUGGACCGAGAGGCGGAAGGGACGUACUUUGGGGCCAUAAAGUGGGGUAACUGAGACUGUGUCACAUGGGGAGCAAACAUGCUACUGAACAUUUUUGUGUCCGAUGGAACCACUUCUAGGGAUUUGUGAUGUUCAAAUGUUAAAACCGGUUUUGUAUUUGUUUACUCCACACGUGUGUUUGGUUAUGUGUCACGUUGCCCUUCAUCAAACAGCCUUGGAGUCUAUCAUCAGGUGAUCUAAAACAAAAGGGUAAAAACCUUUUUUUUUUUUUUUGAGAACGUACCUUUUUACUUUCCCACAGAGCUUUCUGAUUAAUCAUAAAUAGCACUGGAAUUUUAAAGGACAUUUUUAGUGUUGUGAUUUGUAUGCCAAUGUGUUUGGGUUCAGAUUACACCGAUGGGAGUACAGAGUACGUAAAGCAGAGAAGAAGGGAACUACAAAGGAAGGGAGUUUAUUGGCAGAAUGGACAGCGAGAAAGGAUUUAUCAGUGCUGGGUGUUGGAAAGUGUCCAGAAGAACUUGGAGGUAGACAGGGCAUCUGCUUGUGAGUUAUCAGAGGAUUAUCACAGCAGCAGCAAGCAAAAAAGGUUUUAGGUAGUUUGAACAAGGCAACUCAACAGUUCAGUGGGAAAUAAGAAGGCAAGUGAUGGUAUUCUUAUCUUGUGCUUACAAAGUUGUAACGAAAAAAGGGUUAGUCCACGUUUUUGAAGUGAGGUUUUGCAAAGUAAUCAUCAGUGAAGUGACGUCUUUCUACUGCAGGUAGAAGUACUGUUACUGAUAACUAUACACAGCCUUACCUCAAAACCAGAACCAGUGUGUCCUCCAAGGACUCACUCAAUUUUCUGUUGAAAGUUGCCAUCAACUGCAAGAACUUGACAAUGUCGUUGAAAUUAAAGACACCUGCUUGUUUUAAUUGUGACAACCAAGAAGCGAUGAAGAUAGCUGGACUGUCUGACCGUAAAGGACAUGAAUGGACUUUUGUCCUUAACAAGGGGAACCAAACUGAGUUUGGUUCAGCUUUUAACUUAAAUUUUAAUUUUUCAUUUAACUCAUCAAAGAGGUAAAUGGGAAUAUGCAUUUAAUAUUUAUUUAUUAGCUAUAGAGGUACAGGGACAGGUCAUUGUUACAGUGAUCUCUCAGCUGUAAAAGCAUGUACAUUUUAUGUCUGUCUGACAUUCAUUAUGCAGCACUUAAAGUUAACAUUAGACACACUUUCAUGUUUUUAAAACACAGGGGCUUUAUUUCAAAUUAUAUAUUUAUGUAUCUUAAUUUUUGACAAGUCUGUGUACAUGCCUAGCCAAAAGCAACAUGGAUAUAUUUGUUCUACAAUACUGUAGCAUACCUGUAAGAGCUUCAUUGAUAGAUUUUUUUUUUCCACAUCCCGUUUUAUUAUUUAUGUUUGUGUAUGUUUUUAAUAAAAACCUACUUUUGUAGGAG